AAACCCCAAACGUGAAAGCGCUGGUGUUUCUGCUUGUUUGUUAUGGUUGUGUAUGUGUGUGUUUCGGGAACACAGAUGCAUCAGUCUGUCUUAAUUUAUCCACGGCCGCAUCUUCCCAAUUUGCGAUAGUUUCGAGUGAAGAACAUGUGAACUGAUCCACACAAUUUUACUUAAAAAUGAACGAACGCUUCGUAUCAUUGGAGAUAUUUGCUUUAGGCCUAACAACAACUUUAGGUCAUCUUGGAGAAGUUGCGGUCCCUGUCGUAAAACGCGGGCCUCGGCAGGAUUGAACGUUAAGCCGUCCCUUCCUCAAGUCCUGCCUCAUGAUAAGCGAGGCGGCUUACACGAAGGUGUGCACAACAUUGCCUUCUGUCGACGGAGACCUUCGAAGGAUGCCGCAAGUGGUGAAAAAGUGGCAAGUGUUCCCGGGAAGGAACAAAUUUUACUGUGAUGGACGACUUAUGAUGGCAAGGCAAACUGGCGUCUUUUACGUCACUGUGGUGCUUAUCGUUGGAACUUGCACGCUGUUUUUCGUCUUUGAUUGCCCCUAUUUAGCGACCGAGAUCAGCCCUGCGAUUCCAGCUGUUGCCGGUUUCCUCUUCCUGUUUGUCAUGUCCUCCCUUUUUAGAACGAGUUUUAGUGACCCAGGGGUCAUCCCCAGGGCCACCACCGAUGAAGCGGCGGAUAUUGAGAAACAAAUCGAAGUACCCAAUGGAUCGAGCUCCCCAACGUUCCGUCCACCUCCCCGCACUAAAGAGGUGGUGGUCAGCGGUCAGACGGUGAAGCUCAAGUACUGCUUCACCUGCAAGAUAUUUCGGCCGCCCAGAGCUUCUCACUGCAGCCUUUGUGAUAACUGUGUUGAAAGGUUCGACCACCACUGCCCGUGGGUGGGGAACUGUGUAGGGAAAAGAAAUUAUAGGUACUUUUACAUAUUUAUCAUCUCCUUGGCGUUCCUGUGUGUCUUCGUCUUCUCCUGUGUCAUCACGCAUCUCGUCUUUGUGGCACGUGACCAAGAUUCCUUUUUAGAAGCCAUAAAAAAAUCUCCUGCCAGUAUCGUGGAAGGUGUCGUCUGCUUCUUCUCCGUCUGGUCCAUUUUAGGUCUGGCCGGAUUCCACACGUACCUCACUACUUCUAAUCAAACCACCAACGAAGAUAUCAAAGGUUCUUUUUCCUCCAAGAGGGGGCAGGAUGUAUAUAACCCUUACAGCAGAGGGUCACUUCUAAGCAAUUGUGCUUCUGUUCUAUGUAGCCCUGCGCCACCCAGCAUGAUCGACCGUCGCGGAGUGGUCAUCCCGGAAAGUGUCCCGGUCGUGAGAGACAGCUACGGCACGGUGAAGACGUUCCACGUGCCCCCUCGGGUCACUGCUCCGGCACCUCCGUUGGACUUGAAAGUGAGCCACGUGGCGUACAGUGGACCGGGUCAUACGGGUCGUUCUACGCUGCCGCGUGCCAACGGGACGGCUCAUCCGCGGGACACUUCUUAUCAGAACCUUGGUUCACACGGUGACGUGACUUGCAUCGACCACUCGUCAACUCUCCCCUUCGCUACUGGGCGGGCAGGCAACAUCCCCGUGGCCGUGGUCCCGCCCCAGUCCCGGUACCCAGCUCAGCUCGGCUUGACCACCAAGGGUCCCCUGCCGGACAGCAUCGACCACGAAUUCGGAGUGGACGCUGGUAGUCAGAUGUCGCUGCUCAAGCAGAGCUCAGUCUGAACAGAAAGAAAGGGAGGUCCCAUUUAGAGCAUCGUUGAAGCAUCUCAGAAGGGAUGUCUUUAAAUGGGUACUUGAGCGCUUCUGUAGUGCACUGCCUGCGUUACCUACAUUUUAUUAGUUACAAGUACAAUUGCAUCAGUGGACAAGCAGUGGACCCUAAGGAAAGAAAUACCCGAUUGGGUAUCCAAGUACCCAAACACAGGGCCAUGUACAUAAGAAAAGCCAGAGUACCGAAUCUUGGAGGGGUACCUGACCUGAAACAUGCUGCAGAGUGGGGAUUGCUUUUUGCUGACUCAGAUGUGGCAUCUAAUUGGUCAUUCAAGCAUUUCUCAAGCAACAAUGCUCUAGUCGUCUGUGUAAGUAUGCCCCGCAUACAAGUGGACAGUUGACAAGUGGUACCCAUUACGAGUACCCUGUUGGCGCAGGUCUUGCGUUGUCCGUGCACAUCUUGGGGCUGCUCAAGCGUAAGAAAACUCUUCGCAUGGCUACCUUAGCCCGUGCGCCAUUUCACAGAGUUAGUGUGACAACAUGCUCACAGAAAACAGAGCGACUAACACUUCGCACGUGCGUAUGUGCCGUUAUGUGUUCAAUCUGGCCUCGUUUGGCUUCCCAUUGUAAAUGUUGAAAACAAAGGCACUUUGGACAACGACUUUUUGGGACGAGGGGGGGAGUUCUCUAUACUGCUGGGGGAUCACUUGGCUGGGUCACAAAUACAAUACUUUGUCUACUAAUGGACUACUUCUUGCUGUGAUGUAGUUUUAAGUUCUGUCUGGUGUUGACACGUCUGCCAUCUUCACGGUACGUACCUUCGUUAUGAGUGCAGCUUAAUUGAAGAUAGCAAACAAAAUAUUUUCUGUCCGGCUUUUUGUAAGGGAUAGCUCAUUAAAUCGAUUUAGAAGUGUGCAUGUGCGCGAGGUAAAAUGGAAAUCUUUUUAUUGCUGUUACCACUCGAGCAUGAUAUUUGAGCAUGUGCGUAUUAUAUGCUUCACCACUGGCGGUACAUUAGAGAAGGAGUGCGCAAAGGACGGAGACUCAAAGACGUGGCUAAGUUGUGACGAUAUGUUUUUUUUUGGAACAUAUUUAUGUGGUUUUCUGUUUCGAGAACUGCUCUUGCGUUAUGGCGAUACGAAUGUGUACAGAAAUUGCAGUGUACUAACUCAGGUUUGGAACAAAGCAAGCAAGACUUCUUACAGACAGAGCUAUCUACUGCUGCUCAAGUGCUUUAGAAUGUGAAGUGUGCAAAGUUAAUUUAUUGCAACAGGUGCCUCAAAGUAUAAGAAGAUGUUAUCCAUCUACAAUGGUUUGGCAGCCUUCUCACAAGACUUUUGUCUCAUGUUCUUCCUCUAUUAUUAUUAUUUUUGUCUCGUCUUCUAAUGUUUACGCCUGUCGGUCAUCCGGAGAUCUUGUGACAUAUGUUCCUACGUUUUUGUGAGCUGCACGUUUGAAAGAUUGUGUAGUACCUGUGCCACACAGGCAGAACAAAUGACAUUAUAGUCUGACGCCAUUACGGUCCCGAAUGGCAUUAUUCGCGAAGGUCGUGCCGCACGUGUAAUGACAUUAGAUGGCACGAUGUCUGUGCUGCCCCUUUGGCGAAAAGUCAUGGCUCCAGCUUUUCUUUCAUGAAAGAAUACUCGUGCAACCUCAAAUUAUGAAAUAGUCUUGUCCUGCAAGAAUGUCCUUGUGACGAUCUCAUUAAGCAGAAACUGUCAUCCAGACAAAUGUCAUUAGAUAUCUGUGGGUGGCACCAAAGACUUAAGGCAUUAAGCACUUAAUCUCAUUUUUUGUGCCCGUGUGGCAGGGGGACCUUUUGGCUGGAAUACAUUUUUUUUUCUUUCGCUUUCGUUAAAUCAUUGGAUUUCAGUCUCGCAAAUUUAUUCUAGCAUCUCUCAUUAGAUUCUUUCAGACUGCACGAGUUGCGCGCAAGUAUUUUGACCAAGUGUUUGUUGCCUGGCUGUGCAAAAUAAAAGGACUAUGACAUUCUAAAUGUACGGUGUCCCUCUGCUGUUACAUGUCCUUGGGUAUCUUUUGAGUCGUUUAACAGCCAUAAGCGAACACAGACGUCUGCAUGCCAUGUAUUUUUACUCUGCAUUUACAGAGCGGAAGUGCCAUUAUUCUUUACCCAGUAGACGCUUCAGCGGUUCAGUUUUGUGACGAAAAGUUGACAAAUUAUGGCAGAAUUUCUUUCAUUUUCUCGAUUUGAAAAUCAUCUCUUGGAUAAACUAUGGUAUAAAAGUGUUGAAAGAAUGUAGUAGUUGUGAUUUUUUAUUUUGUACAAAUGUCGUAUUUAUAUGCUUGUCUUUGUGUAUAUAUAUAUAUAUAUAUAUAUUGAUUUUUUUCUCUGUGUAAGUCAGAACGAACAGUUCAGCAUCACAUUUUAAAUGCCAGAAAAUUGUGGUGUGUUUAUCGAGGUAGUAGAGAGAGAAAGAAAGAAAAUGACUCGUUGUGUAGCCAAAGUAACAUUUAACGAAAACACAGAUGCAGGGCGUUUGAGGAAUCAAGUAAGCAGUGUUAGUAAAUAAAAAUGUGUGUGUCUGUGAGUGUACAUAAAUAUUAAUGUUGCAUAUUUGAAUGUAUAUAAUUUUACAUGCGGCUGUGUAGAUAUUUUUGUGGAAAUGGUGGCGUUGGUUUUUAUGGCAUCAAACUUCCUCGUUUAAGAGUAUGACAAUAAAGUAUAUUGAUAUAUUUAA
Molecule: messenger RNA, 4399 nt
Organism: Ornithodoros turicata
Lineage: Eukaryota; Metazoa; Arthropoda; Arachnida; Ixodida; Argasidae
Gene: app
Product: palmitoyltransferase ZDHHC14-like
Exons: 10
Coding region: 324-1712 (462 amino acids)
Biological process (GO): protein targeting to membrane; peptidyl-L-cysteine S-palmitoylation
Cellular component (GO): endoplasmic reticulum; Golgi apparatus
Molecular function (GO): protein-cysteine S-palmitoyltransferase activity
Source: RefSeq, a predicted model, not a curated record